AUGGCGGAAAUACCAAAGGGAAUGGAGCACGUUGACCGGCGAGAGCUUUAUACUUCGCUACCGGCCAGAAUCCAGUACCUCCAGCAAUUCCUCGAAUUCGGAGCAGAUGAUGUUGUCGCCCUGAUCGACGGACAGAAGUAUAUCAAGACCAUUAUUCCGGCCAUCGUCAAUAUGGUGUACAAGAAGCUGUUGAAACACGACAUCACGGCGCGAGUCUUCAGUACACGAGACAGCCGGAAUGAGGAGAACCCAGACCGGUGGAUCAAAGAAGAAGAUGCACAGAUUACGCACAGAAAGAUGUUCCUGAGGUGGUACCUCACCAAACUCAAUUCUGACCCCAGUAAGAUGGAGUAUUGGCAGUACCUCGAUAAAGUUGGGUUGAUGCACGUUGGCAAGGGCCGCCGGAACCCUCUCCACGUGGACUAUCUUUUUCUCGGUGCUUGUUUGGGAUAUAUCCAGGACUCGAUGACAGAAGCAAUACUCUCUCAUCCGCGGCUGGAGCUCACGCAGAAGAUCGCCAUUGUCAAAGCCAUUGGGAAAGUCAUCUGGAUUCAAAACGAUUUGAUGGCCAAAUGGCACGUUGAAGACGGCCGUGAAUUUACGGAUGCGGCCGACGACGAGGAGAUCCGAGCCGAGGCCGGCGAGCCUGAAGGUUACGUCCACGGGAGGAAAGUCUUGGGCAGCGGAAGUGAGGAGAGUAGUUCAAUCGAUGCCUCGUCAAUAUCGUCGGAAAAGAGUACCACGAGCCUCGGCCGAUCGAUCGAGCAGGUUCGCCUGAGUGGCGAACAAAGCAAAUGCCCAUUCAGCGGCAUGGCCGUUGAUAUGGACAAGCAACGAGCUACCACAUGGCGACCCAGGCGACAUGAGCCAGAAGCAAAGCCUCCGCCGACAGGCAUUCCGCGACUGUACGUGGUCGAUGGGAAGACUGUCUGUAAAGAGAAGCUGGAGCCAAAUCCUUGGGACGAAGACUAG
Capronia epimyces CBS 606.96 is the source of this 972-nucleotide messenger RNA. RefSeq lists its product as uncharacterized. Gene Ontology annotation, molecular function: heme binding; oxygen binding. The transcript has 3 exons. Lineage: Eukaryota; Fungi; Ascomycota; Eurotiomycetes; Chaetothyriales; Herpotrichiellaceae. Bases 1 to 972 code for a protein of 323 amino acids. The record is from RefSeq and is a predicted model, not a curated record.